GUCACGUGCUCAGCAGUGGAAGAGGUUUUGCUCCUGUUUUGAUUGAGCUGAUUUUCGAGCGUUGAGUAAGAUUAUCUUUCCAGUAUUACAAAAUGUCAAAUAACAAGAAGAACUACAAUUGUAUUCAAUGCGACAAGUCUUUCAAAGACUCGCAAGGGUUGAAGAGGCAUAUGUUGGUUCACACUGGCGAGAAGCGGUACCAGUGCAAUCAGUGUGAAAAGCGCUUCAGACACUCAACCACCUUGAAAAGGCACCUGGUGGUUCAUAGCGACGAAAAACCCUUCAAAUGUCCACACUGUGACAAAGAGUUCAAACUUCAGUCGGGUUAUCAAAGACAUAUCGUUGUUCAUACCGGCGAGAAACCAUACAGUUGUACUCAGUGCGAUAAGCUUUUUAACCGCUUGUCGAGUUUGACAAGGCAUUUAAGAAUGCACAGCGGAGUAAAACUCUAUCAUUGUACUCAGUGUGACAAGCGUUUCACACAAUCGCUUAAUUUGCGAGUUCACUUGCGUACUCACAGCGGCGAGAAGCCUUUUUCGUGUCACCAUUGCAACAGGCAGUUCACGCAGUCUUCAAGCCUACGCAGGCAUUUGGAAAUACAUACCGGAGCGAAACCCUUUCAAUGUCUACGCUGUAACAAGUGCUUUAAGAAUUCGCGAAGUUUGGAACUGCACGAAAUGAAACAUCGUGGAAGCAGAAUUUACAAGUGCGAUCAAUGUGAAAAGACUUUCAAGACCGGGUCCACAAUGCGAAGACAUCAGCGAAUACACUCAGGAGAAAAGCCCUUUCAGUGUAGUUUUUGUAACAAGUGUUUUAAUCGCGGGUCAAAUUUACAGACACACCUCCGAGUUCAUACUGGAGAGAAGCCAUAUAAAUGUGACCAUUGUGACAAGUUUUUUAACCAGUUAUCAAAUUUGCGAACACAUCAGCGGAAAGCAGCAGAGAAAUCCGGUUCAAAGGUUGUUAUUGACACAAUUAUUUGUGCUUCGGAUGAAUUGAUCCAUCAAAACCAAGGAUAAAUAAUGUUUCCUGAAGGAAAGGAAGCAAGUAUUUGAACUGUAGGCGCCAUGUAAACUACCGAAACUGUUGUUGUCAAAUAUUGAAGCUAUUUUAUCAUCAUGCACGACACAGGUAAAAUUUUUUGCGUUGAUCCAAAGCAAUUUUGAAUUGUGGUUUAAAAGAAAAGCGUAUUUUGCGCAAGUGUCUAAAAAUCAAAAUAAAAGUUAUUACA
Messenger RNA from Pocillopora verrucosa, 1231 nucleotides. Its product is annotated as zinc finger protein 714. Gene Ontology annotation, biological process: regulation of DNA-templated transcription. The record is from RefSeq and is a predicted model, not a curated record. Lineage: Eukaryota; Metazoa; Cnidaria; Anthozoa; Scleractinia; Pocilloporidae. Gene Ontology annotation, molecular function: DNA-binding transcription factor activity, RNA polymerase II-specific; RNA polymerase II cis-regulatory region sequence-specific DNA binding.